This is a messenger RNA of Drosophila pseudoobscura, 1232 nucleotides long. RefSeq names its product NADH-ubiquinone oxidoreductase chain 5-like. The record is from RefSeq and is a predicted model, not a curated record. Gene Ontology annotation, molecular function: NADH dehydrogenase (ubiquinone) activity. Lineage: Eukaryota; Metazoa; Arthropoda; Insecta; Diptera; Drosophilidae. Gene Ontology annotation, biological process: electron transport coupled proton transport; ATP synthesis coupled electron transport.
AUGUAUCUUAUGAACGAUAAUAUAGUUUAUUUUAUUGAAUUUGAAUUAGUUUCGUUAAAUUCUUUGAGAAUUGUUAUAACUUUAUUAUUCGAUUGGAUAAGUUUAUUAUUUAUAUCUUUUGUUUUAAUAAUUGCUUCUUUAGUUAUCUUUUACAGAAAAGAAUAUAUAAGUAGAGAUGAGAAUAUUAAUCGAUUUAUUAUAUUAGUUUUGAUAUUUGUUUUAUCAAUAAUAAUAUUAAUUAUUAGUCCUAAUUUAAUUAGAACUUUAUUAGGUUGAGAUGGUUUAGGAUUAGUUUCUUAUUGUUUAGUUAUUUAUUUUCAAAAUGUAAAAUCUUUUAAUGCUGGUAUAUUAACAGCAUUAUCGAAUCGUGUAGGAGAUGUAGCUCUAUUAUUGGCUAUUGCUUGAAUAUUAAAUUAUGGAGGUUGAAAUUAUAUUUUUUAUUUAGAAGUUAUAAAAAAUGAUUAUGAAAUAUUAAUAAUUGGGUUUUUAGUUAUAUUAGCUGCUAUAACUAAAAGAGCUCAGAUUCCUUUUUCAUCUUGAUUACCAGCUGCUAUAGCUGCCCCUACCCCUGUUUCUGCGUUGGUUCACUCUUCUACUUUGGUUACAGCUGGGGUAUAUCUUUUAAUUCGGUUUAAUAUUUUAUUAAGAACUUCUUGAUUAGGUCAAUUAUUAUUAUUAUUAUCUGGUUUAACUAUAUUUAUAGCUGGUUUAGGAGCUAAUUUUUAAUUUGAUUUGAAAAAAAUUAUUGCUUUAUCAACUCUUAGACAAUUAGGAUUAAUAAUAAGAAUUCUUUCUAUAGGAUUUUAUAAGUUAGCUAUAUUUAAUUUAUUAACUCAUGCAUUAUUUAAAGCUUUAUUAUUUAUAUGUGCAGGUGCUAUUAUUCAUAAUAUAAAUAAUUCUCAGGAUAUUCGUUUAAUAGGAGGCUUAAGAAUUCACAUACCCUUGACUUCUGCUUGUUUUAAUGUUUCUAAUUUAGCUUUAUGUGGUAUACCUUUUUUAGCCGGGUUUUAUUCAAAAGAUAUAAUUUUAGAAAUUGUCAUAAUUAGUAAUAUUAAUUUAUUUUCAUUUUUUUUUUUUUUCUACCGGGUUAACUGUUAGUUAUUCUUUUCAGUUAGUUUACUAUUAAAUAACUGGUGGUUUAAAUUGUGGUAGUUUAAAUAUAUUAAAUGAUGAAAGAUUAAUUAUAUUGCGUGGUAUAAUAGGGUUAUUAAUUAUAAGAAUUAUUGGGGGUA